Messenger RNA from Strigops habroptila (Kakapo), 1218 nucleotides. Its product is annotated as cytochrome P450 2W1-like. NCBI's taxonomy places the organism in Eukaryota, Metazoa, Chordata, Aves, Psittaciformes, Psittacidae. The transcript has 9 exons. Gene Ontology annotation, cellular component: intracellular membrane-bounded organelle; cytoplasm. Gene Ontology annotation, molecular function: oxidoreductase activity, acting on paired donors, with incorporation or reduction of molecular oxygen, reduced flavin or flavoprotein as one donor, and incorporation of one atom of oxygen; heme binding; iron ion binding. The record is from RefSeq and is a predicted model, not a curated record. Gene Ontology annotation, biological process: xenobiotic metabolic process.
AUGGCUGCCUUCACGCCCCUCUUCAUCUAUGGAGCGUGUGCAUUGCUUUUAGCAACUGCACUCUAUGUUUUAAAAGUUUUUAAGCAAUCAUCAGCUUUAAAUUUGCCUCCUGGUCCAUUUCCUCUUCCCAUCAUUGGCAACCUGCAUUUGCUGGACAUCAGAAGGCAAGGCAAGUCACUAAUGAAGAUUUCAGAGAAAUAUGGCCCCGUUUUCACUGUCCACUUGGGGUUUCAGAAGGUGGUGACUGGCUACGAGACCGUAAAGGAUGCUCUUCUGAACACAGGGGAUGUGUUUGCAGACAGACCACCUAUACCCAUAUUCUAUCACAUCCAACAUGGAAAUGGUGUGUUCUUUUCUUUUCAAGAGCUCUGGAAGACAACACGAAAUGGUUUAUUUAAUUUCUGCUCAUUCCUUGGAUUUCUCCUCAAACCUCACAAGAUGAUACUGAAAAAAGUAGGAGAGGUGUGUGUGAUCUUAAAGAAGUGCAUCAAGGAAAGCAAAGAAAGCCUUGAUGAGAACAACCUGAAGAGCUACGUUGAUGCAUUGGUAUUCAAACAAGAGGAGCUGAACAAAAGCAGUACACUUUUUCAUGAUGAGAAUGUAUUGGCCUCUGCGCUCGACCUGCUCAUGGCUGGCACUGAGACGACAUCCACAACGCUGCAAUGAGCCAUCCUGCUGCUGCUGAAGUACCCUGAGAUUCAAAAAAAGGUGCACGCAGAGAUUGAGCGAGUUCGUGGCCCUAGCUGCUUGCCUACCUUUGAGGACUGCAAAAACAUGCCAUUUACCAAUGCAGUGAUCCACGAGGUGCAGAGAUUUGUCACUCUCCUGCCACACGUUCCACGAUGUGCCUUGGUUGACACCCACUUUAAAGGUUAUUUCAUUCCCAAGGGAACAUCAGUGAUUCCUCUGCUCACCUCCGUGCUGCUGGAUAAAACACAAUGGGAGGCGCCAGAUGAAUUCAACCCCAACCACUUCCUUGAUGUGGAUGGGAACUUCAUAAAGAAGAAAGCAUUCCUGCCCUUCUCCACAGGGCAGAGAAACUGCAUUGGAGAACAUCUUGCCAUGACGGAGCUCUUCAUCUUCUUCACAGGCUUGAUGCAGAAAUUCAUUUUUUAGCCUCCCCCCGGAGUCAAAGAGUCUGAGCUGCACACAGCUGCAGAGGCUGGGUUCACCAUGAGACCCCAGCCACAGUGUGUCUGCGCUGUGCUACGCCAAUAA